Sorghum bicolor (sorghum) is the source of this 1304-nucleotide messenger RNA. RefSeq names its product probable 2-oxoglutarate-dependent dioxygenase At3g50210. The record is from RefSeq and is a predicted model, not a curated record. Gene Ontology annotation, molecular function: dioxygenase activity. Lineage: Eukaryota; Viridiplantae; Streptophyta; Magnoliopsida; Poales; Poaceae. Bases 212 to 1192 code for a protein of 326 amino acids. The transcript has 12 exons.
CCAACAAACAACUCCUGCGUCACACCACCACAGCACAUAAUUGAGGUAAAAUAAAAUAGCUACGACCUACGAGUAGUGAACAAGCCGUCACGCAAUUUGUUGCCACUCCUUUGCUAACCGCACCGGGAGUGCCACUGCAAGGGAAUAAUUUCCCACGAUCAGCGUCGUCGCUUAUCUCCGAAUCUCUCUCUCCCUCUCUGCAGUCCGCACCAUGGGUUCCGACUUCAAAUCGAUCCCCUUGAUCGAUAUCAGCCCGCUUGUCGAAAAGAUUGAUGAUCCAAGCAUGGCCAACGACAGGGAUUUACUGCAGGUUGUCCGGUUGCUGGACGAUGCUUGCAAGGAGGCUGGAUUCUUCUAUGUGAAAGGCCAUGGUAUUGACGAGUCGCUGAUGAGGGAAGUCAGGAAUGUAACGCGCAAAUUCUUUCAGCUUCCUUAUGAGGAAAAAUUGAAAAUUAAGAUGACACCUCAGAGUGGAUAUAGAGGGUAUCAAAGAUUAGGGGAGAAUAUUACCAAGGGCAAGCCUGAUAUGCAUGAAGCAAUCGAUUGCUAUACUCCUAUUAGACCUGGCAAAUAUGGAGACCUCGCUAAACCAAUGGAAGGAUCUAACUUAUGGCCAGAAUACCCAUCAAAUUUUGAAGUACUGCUGGAAAACUAUAUCAACUUAUGUAGAGAUAUUUCAAGAAAGAUAAUGCGAGGUAUAGCCUUGGCUUUGGGAGGGGCGAUUGAUGCUUUUGAAGGGGAAACAGCUGGAGAUCCUUUCUGGGUGUUAAGGUUGAUUGGUUAUCCAGUAGAUAUUCCAAAAGAGCAGCGCACUGAUACUGGCUGUGGAGCUCAUACAGAUUAUGGACUUCUAACACUGGUUAACCAGGAUGAUGACAUAUGUGCCCUUGAGGUGCAAAACCGCUCCGGUGAGUGGAUAUAUGCAACGCCGAUUCCCGGAACCUUUGUUUGUAACAUUGGUGACAUGCUGAAGGUUUGGACAAAUGGAAUAUAUCAGCCCACACUUCACAGAGUUGUCAACAAUUCGCCUCGUUACCGUGUAUCUGUUGCGUUCUUCUAUGAGUCAAACUUUGAUGCUGCAAUAGAGCCUGUUGAGUUCUGCCGGGAGAAAACCGGCGGUGCUGCCAAGUACGAAAAGGUUGUCUACGGAGAGCAUUUGGUUCAGAAAGUACUGACGAACUUUGUCAUGUAAAUUUGCUGGGUGCAGAUGUGGAGGAAUAAAUCUGUAUUGUAAACGGCACAUUAUAUUUCAUCUAUAAACAUGUUUUUUUUUAUAUACUUGUCGUUGGAGCAGAUUUACUUUA